AUUUUUCAUUUUUCAAGCUUACGGAAAAAAGCGGAAGUGAUAGGAGCGCUAGUUGCUUUACAACGCUGUCGUGCCUUUUCCGGUUAAUCUGCCAAAAUGGGUCGCGUUAGGACAAAGACUAUCAAAAAGGCAGCUCGAGUCAUCAUCGAGAAGUAUUACACUCGUCUGACACUCGAUUUCCACACGAAUAAGAGAAUAUGCGAGGAAAUUGCUAUUAUUCCUAGCAAACCCCUCAAGAACAAAAUUGCUGGAUUCGUGACUCACCUUAUGAAGAGACUUCGCCACUGUCAAGUUCGUGGCAUUUCCAUAAAACUUCAGGAGGAAGAACGUGAAAGAAGGGACAAUUAUGUUCCAGAGAUUUCUGCCUUGGAGAGCGACAUCAUUGAGGUUGAUGCCGAGACUAAGGAAAUGUUGAAACUCCUGGAGAUGAACAACAUUCCUGGCCUUCAAUUAAUUCAACCUGCAGCACAUCAUUCGUAUCCAAACAGGCGAAAUUAAUUAGCAUACAUUCUUUUCACGUACAUAAAAACAAAAACAUAAAAUUGAGAAAGAUGUCAGUCUCGCUUUUUUAUUAAUAAAAAAACGUAAACGGGCAA
Molecule: messenger RNA, 596 nt
Organism: Leptopilina heterotoma
Lineage: Eukaryota; Metazoa; Arthropoda; Insecta; Hymenoptera; Figitidae
Gene: RpS17
Product: 40S ribosomal protein S17
Exons: 3
Coding region: 97-498 (133 amino acids)
Biological process (GO): translation
Cellular component (GO): ribosome
Molecular function (GO): structural constituent of ribosome
Source: RefSeq, a predicted model, not a curated record